GGCGAUUGCUCAGCAUAGUUUCCAUGUCGGAAUGGAGUUCACUCGCUCCGUCCAUGUUCUGCGGGGACGGGCAAUACGUGGGCGACGGCGGCGCCGCAUUGGAGCGGCUGUGGGCCGGUCUUCGCUGGCGGGAGAUCCGCAACUGCCCCGGCCGCUACACCACGCCUGACAAGGAGGCGAGGGAGCUGAACCCCUCGCAGCUCUUGCGAAAGCUCGGCCUGGAUCAGCUGGAGCCAUUGAUGCUCAGACUGCCUGGCAAGGACCCCAUCCUCAUGGUGCGCCUUGUCGGAGGUGGCGGACUGCUGAGCUACCUCAAGGGCGGGAGCCUUUUCGUGCACACCUUCAACACGGAGAGUGGGCUGAUCCGAAAGGUGGAUGCGCUGCAGUGGCCCGACUCUGAAUUGCGCAGACUACUGGAGCCGGAGAGUCGCAGCUGUGCCGAGGCAUUUCGGGGAUGCCUGGCAGUGCUGCCCUUCCUGCUGGACUCAGAGAAGUGACCUGCCAUUAGAAGGAACUCGUCGGCCAACGUGCUGGUCCGAGCCUUCAGGGCGGCUGAUGGGGAAAAGCCCCGAACCAACGUCGGAGAAGCGAGCUGC
This is a messenger RNA of Effrenium voratum, 596 nucleotides long. NCBI's taxonomy places the organism in Eukaryota, Dinophyceae, Suessiales, Symbiodiniaceae. The record is from the annotation of a GenBank genome assembly.